GAAAAAAAAAAAAAACUUACAUUCAAGCAAACAUAUGCGUCAAGAAUAACAAGAAUUUUCAUUCCUCCAAAUCUCUGAUCACUUCUCCUCCCAUGGCUGUUCUCUGGUUAUUGAAUUCCCAUCACCAAUCACCAACCUUUAUUUGUUUUCUUCUCAGUUGCUUCCUUACAAUUUUCUCGUUUCCAACUACUUUCAAUGUCUCCGCAGCUGCAUUAAGCUUUAACUUCUCCAGCUUUCGUCCAAAUCAUUCCGAAAUUUACACAGAGAAAGAUGCAUUUAUCAGCAGAACAGGCAUUGAACUCACCAAAAACCAGCGUGAUAUGGACCCAGAAGGCAGCGUUGGUCGAGCCACAUACACAAAACCAUUCCAUCUCUGGGACAAAGCAUCAGGAACUCUCGCCAACUUCACGACCCAUUUCUCCUUUAUCAUAGCCUCAAAUGAGAACAACUACGGCUACGGGCUAGCAUUUUUUCUGGCUCCAAAUGGCUCAAGAAUCCCUGCUGACACAGAAGCUGACGGUGGUCUUGGUCUAGCCGUGAAUGAACAGUCCCAUGCAUUAAACUACUCUGAAAAUAAUUUCAUUGCCGUGGAGUUUGAUACCUAUCAAGAUUACUGGGAUCCUCAAUAUACAGGGGAUCACAUAGGUAUCAAUGUCAGGUCUAUGAAAUCUGUUAAUGCCGUGCAAUGGCUCAGCGGUGUAAUGGAAGGGCACGUAACAGAUGUUUGGAUUAGCUAUGAUUCAACAAACAAAAUUUUGGAGGUCAUGUAUACGUAUAUUUAUUAUAAAGGUGUAUCAGUUAUUCGAGAGAAUAUAUCAGCAGUGGUGGAUAUGGCUAAACAUUUACCUGAAUGGGUUACUCUCGGCUUCUCAGCCAGCACUGGUCGUUCGUAUCAGAUAAAUAGAAUCUUGUCGUGGGAAUUCAACUCAAGUAAUUUGGACAAAAAUGGAGAAGAAAUCAGUGUACCUCCAUGGAAUUCAGAACCACCUAGUGUUAAUGCUCCACCUCCGAAUCUUGAACUUCCGAGAGAAAGCAAGAGUAGCAAAGCUGGAAUGGUAGGAGUUGUCGUGGGAGUGUGUGCUGUGAUCGUUUUUGCUGCAGGCUUCGUCGCAAAUCAUUUAAGGAAGAAGAAGAGAAAGAGAGAGAAAGAAGUGAAAAUGGUUGAUCUUGUCUUCGAUGUUUCCUUAGGUGAUGAUUUCAGAAGCGAGAAAGGACCAAGAAAUUUUUCUUACAAGGAAUUGUCUGAUGCAACAAAUAAUUUUUCAGAGGACGAGAUGCUAGGAGAAGGGGGGUUUGGUGCAGUUCACAGAGGUUUUCUCAAGGAACUCAACUCCUAUGUUGCUGUUAAGAGAGUAUCAAAACGAUCUAAACAAGGUGUCAAAGAGUAUGCUGCAGAAGUGAAGAUCAUUAGCCGAUUGAGACAUAGAAAUUUGGUCAAGCUUAUUGGUUGGUGCCAUGAAAAGGAACUAUUACUUGCAUAUGAGUUCAUGCCCAAUGGCAGCUUAGAUUGCCACCUUUUCAAAGGCAAAAGCUUGUUGACAUGGGAGAUCAGAUACAGAAUUGCUCAAGGAUUGGCCUCUGCAUUACUUUAUCUCCACGAAGAAGGCGAUCAAUGUGUCCUCCAUAGAGAUAUCAAAUCGAGCAACAUCAUGUUAGAUUCAGAUUUCAAUGCAAAGCUUGGAGAUUUCGGGUUGGCUAGGCUUGUAGAUCAUGCAAAAGGGUUUCAAACCACAGUUUUAGCAGGAACCAUGGGCUACAUGGCUCCAGAAUGUUUCACAUCAGGGAAGGCAAGCAAAGAAUCAGAUAUUUAUAGUUUUGGAGUUGUUGCUUUGGAAAUAGCUUGUGGAAGAAGAGCAGUUGAACCGAAACUCGCAGAAAACCAAAUCAGAAUAGUCGAGUGGGUCUGGGAACUUUAUGGAAUCGGAAAAAUUCUUGAAGCUGCUGAUCCAAAACUGGGUAGAGAUUUUAAUGAACAAGAAAUUGAAAGGCUGAUGAUUGUUGGGCUCUGGUGUGUGCAUCCUGAUCACAAUUGCCGACCUUGUAUAAGGCAGUUGAGUAAUGUGUUGCUAAGUUCUGAGGCUCCUCUUCCUGUUCUUCCACCAGAAAUGCCUGUGGCAGCUUAUCAUGCUCCUCCUAUGAAAUUCUCUUUAUCAUCCUAUGGCUCAACAUUUUCUAGCAGCGAUGGAGAGCAACCCUGCAGAACUGAUUCAUCUAAGCUCACAUCAUGAGCAUUAUCUUUGAUUGUAUGGAUUAAUUUGAAUUUACUUGUAUGUGUUUUUAGUUCAUGCAUGAGGAAGUUCAAUGUUAUUUAUGUAUUUGUCUAAGAUUCAUGGGUUUAGAUGCACAAAUUUUUCCUGGACGCCCUUUGCUUUUUUUUCUUUUUUUGCUUUGCACCUUCACAGAUAGCCUUUUUGUAUUUAG
Manihot esculenta (cassava) is the source of this 2421-nucleotide messenger RNA. Its product is annotated as L-type lectin-domain containing receptor kinase IX.1. Gene Ontology annotation, biological process: protein phosphorylation. Gene Ontology annotation, molecular function: carbohydrate binding; protein kinase activity; ATP binding. The transcript has a single exon. The coding region runs from base 93 to 2228 and encodes 711 amino acids. Gene Ontology annotation, cellular component: plasma membrane. The record is from RefSeq and is a predicted model, not a curated record. NCBI's taxonomy places the organism in Eukaryota, Viridiplantae, Streptophyta, Magnoliopsida, Malpighiales, Euphorbiaceae.